Molecule: messenger RNA, 1312 nt
Organism: Hordeum vulgare subsp. vulgare (domesticated barley)
Lineage: Eukaryota; Viridiplantae; Streptophyta; Magnoliopsida; Poales; Poaceae
Product: RING-H2 finger protein ATL67-like
Exons: 2
Coding region: 305-1045 (246 amino acids)
Source: RefSeq, a predicted model, not a curated record
CCGGUGGUGGGAGGGUCACGGCCCCGCCCGCUGCAGCCACACACCCUUCCUUCCUUCCUUUCCUUGAUGAAGGCCACCGAUCCGCCCCCACCACCGCACCGCAUCCCGUUCCCGACGGAUAAAAAUCCACGCGACACGCAACAACUUCCUAAAUGCGAGCGCAACGGCGUGAGUGCGCAGCAGACGCAGAUCCCAUUCUAUUAACACAAACCACACCACACCACACCACACCAGCGAGGGGGAGAACAGAGAAGGGGAGGGGGAGAGGCAGCGCCCACGCUCGCGCUCCCAUCCGCCGCCAGCCAUGGCGUCGGGGGUGUCCACGAGCAUGGUGCUCACGCUGCUCGGCUUCUGCGUCAGCGUGCUCUUCAUACUCUUCGUCUGCUCCAGGCUCGUCUGCGCGCUCGUGCGCCGCCGUCGGCGCCGCUCCCGGGCCUCGCCGCUCCCGCCGGGCUUCCCGCCCCUCGCCGCCAACUACUUCUUCGCCGUCCAGGUCGACCGCCUGGGGGGGCAGCCAGCGGCCGGCCCCGGCGCCGGGGGGCUUGACCUGGCCGCCGUCGCCUCCUUCCCCACCCGCGCCUUCUCAGCUGCAUCGCCCUCCUCAGACUCCGACUCCUCCGACGCGGCCCCGCAGUGUGUUGUUUGUCUUGCAGAAUACGAGGACAAAGAUGUGCUCCGCACUCUUCCUUACUGUGGCCACAAUUUCCAUAUGGUGUGCAUAGAUGCUUGGCUAAAGCAGCACUCAACGUGCCCAGUCUGUAGAAUUUCACUGUCUGACUAUCCUGAUAUCAAGCAUAUUGCGCCUCCUUUACCAAGUGCAGUGGUGAUACCAAUACCUAUACCUCCUUAUUCCCCCGAAGCAUCCAUAUCGGAUCCGUGUCAUUGCCUGUUUGUCGGCACGGGGCAUUCGCCAAGGCCAUCGGAGGUUCUUCAAAGCGAACCCGACCAGGCGAAUCGGACAGUACCCGGUCCAUCCUUGGAUGGGCCAAACAACUUGACGUUGUCUGAGGUUACCUCUCCUGGCGAAAUAACAACGAAACAGUAAAACAGCACAUGGAGAGUCCUUGUAUUCCCAGCAGGUCGUGAUCUGCCCAGCUAAGCCCCCAGCAAGUAGCUGUUUGGAGUUUCUUUUGUGCCGUGUGUUGCACGGUGCGGUGAACAACCUGUAAACCUGGAAACAUCUGCCCAUGUGGAUGUCUGUUAUAGGUUAGAUUUCCGCGGGUUCGAUGUAAAUAUGAGAAAUCUUUGGGUUUCUUGUCGAAAAGCCACACAUUUGCUCGAUAAUUUCACUGAAAACAGUCCAUUAUAUCCA